AUGAGCUUCUCACUCACGUUCUCCGAGCUGGUCAACAUCGCCAUCCCGCAGUGCGGGGUGGUGAACUUCAAGGCCCUGCACCUCCUGCUUCAGGGCAUCCUGGAGCACAUCCACAUGGCUGAGCUCAAGAAGGUCCUCUCAGGAGACGAGGACUUUCUCCAGACCUCACCAGUUGUGUUCAUGCCCCGGGAAGCAGACGCCCAGCCCGUCCUCAGCCCCAUGAAGAGGCUCAGCAAUGUCUUUGACCACGUGGUGAGCCGCAUCGACAAGAUGGAGAGCCAGCUGGCCGUGCUGCAGGACCUGCCCUCCACUUCCCAGCUGCUGGAGGGCAGCCAGGGCAGGGGCCAGCCUGCCCAGGACCUGUGGCACCUGAUAAAGCUCCGGAAGAUGGUGGAGGGCAACGAAGAAGCCACGGCAAAGUCCAUGAAGACUCUGCAGGAUUUGCUUACUGACAUUUAUGCACUCAGGAACACCACUGAAACUCUCAGAAAGGAUGUGGACAGACUGAAGGACAUAGUUGACAAGAUGCAGCCAGAAAGAAUGGAUACUUUGUUCGAAGAUCUGAAAGGACAGAGCAGGAUGAUGAGUGCACUGCAGCGGGAAGUGGUUACUCUCCAGAGCAAAAUCCUCACCAUCCCCAAAGCUGAGGACGUGGUGCUCUGGAGCAGCCUCCACGAGGCCAUGUUCAACCCCGGAACUUCUGCAAGAGGAGCUGGUCCAACACAGAUUGAGGAUUCGGACCUGUGGCAGUUGGUGGAGCAGCUCCCGGAUACUGGUCUUCCUCAGACCACCGAGUACCGUGAAGCUGUUGGUCGUGUCCAGAUUUCAGAGGCCAUCCAGAGCCCUAGGUUACUGGAGACUAUCUGGCAUUAUGAGACCCCCAGGCAGCUACAGGAGGAGGAAUAUGACCAAGCUGUUCUACUCACUGGGUCCCAGGGGCCAGGGCAGGCUCUGGGGCUUGAGCACGGGUCUAUGCCCACACCGGGGCCACGGCCCGAGGCCAUGCCUGCUCCGGGGCCUUCACAGUCUGGCCAGGCAGAGGUGCACCUGCUCCCAGCUGUCUCAGAAAUUGAGGAAGACUAUGUAUCCCAGGACGUGCCAGCCCCUCAGGACAGGGCCCCCGGGGCUGGGGCCCCCAGGGCUGGGGUCCCCAAAGAAGCACCCGCUAAGACUCCCCAGUCUGCCCUUCAGCGCCUGAAGACCACUGCAGCCAUCGCGGCCGCCGCCGCGGCCUCCUACACAACGGCUGCCACCUCAGCGGCCCGGAGAGCCGAGGUUGUCGCCAAGGCUGUCAGGGAUGCCCCUGCCACCAAGUUGGCCACCAUAGCAACGUCCGUGGCUGCAUCCGGGCCCUUAGGGGCAUUCGCAGACAGCCUGGGUGCGGGCUCUUCUCGCGGGGCCUCGGCUUUCACUGAGGACACAGAGGUGGAGGAUUUGAAGGUGUUGGGUGAGGACCUCUCUCCGCUGUACCCUGCUACCAGCCUCCCUCCUGAAAGGACCCUGUCCCAGGUCAUGCUGGCUGCCCAAAAGGCUAUGACCCCUGAAGACAAGAAGACGGCCGUCAGGUACUCCAUGGGCCGCAUAGCCCAGAUGCCCAUUAGACACGACUCCCUGAAAGAAGAGUUUGCCCAGCUGUCAUCCACCCUUCAACAGCGCUUGAAUUACCUAGCUAAUAUGGGAGCCUCCUCCAAGCUUGGGACGACAGUGGACAUACUGCAGGAAAAGAUCGGGAGCCUCCAGAGAUCCAGGAUAAAGGAGGAGGAACUCAAGACAGUUUGGGGUCACCAGAUAGAGAAGAUAAAGAAUCACCACAUCGUGCUGGACAGGGCAGUGGAGAAGCUGCAGAUUCGCUUGGAUGACUUGAAGAUUGUCCAUGCUCAAAUUAAAAACCUUGAAAUGCAUAAGGUGGACAAAAGUGUGAUGGAGCAGGAGUUGAAAGAGAAAGCUGACAGGAGCACCCUGGCAAGCAAGGCGAGCCGGGCCGACCUGGAGACAGUGGUGACAGAGCUGAACGAGAUGAUUCAGGGCAUGCUCUUCAGGGUCGUGACCCAUGAGGAUGACUGGAAGAAAGCUCUGGAGCAGCUGAGCAAGGACCUGAGCACCAAGCUGGUCCACAGUGAUUUGAAUGGUCUGAAGAAAGACAUGGAUGAGAUCUGGAAAGUACUCAGGAAGCUCCUGAUUGAAGGCCUCCGAUUUGACCCUGACAGUGCUGCUGGCUUUAGGAAGAAACUGUUUGAGCGGGUGAAAUGCAUCUCCUGCGACCGGCCAGUGGAGCUGAUGACGGGCCCGCCACUCAUCACCAUCCGCAAAGCCCACCUGCUUUCGAGGCUGCGGCCAGCCAGCGCCAACACCUAUGAGUACCUGCAGCAGCAACACUUGAGGGAACACUGGCGGCUACAGCAGCUCCGGGACCUUGGAGACCAGCACAGUAGUCUGGAUUCGCUGGGGUCCCAGAAGGACUGGGGCGACGGCCCUGGCAAUUUUGCCAACCUCAAGUUCAACUCCUAUGACUUGUCAACGCUCUACCCCUACGGGGACCCCGAGGUGUUGGACUAUGACACCGCUGAGGUGGACAUUCUGGGAGUGGACGGGAUCCUGUACAAGGGCCGAAUGACCAACCGGGAUGGGGCACGGCCUUUGACCAGCGUUGAGAAGGAGAUGACAGCUGUGAAGAUUCCGCACCCCCCAACUCGAAACCUGUAUGAUCGUGAACGCCCGAGUAACUUUUAUGGUUCCAUCUACCCCCCCCUGCACCCCCACGCCAGCGUGCGCUCGGCUGCCUCAGGCCCCCCGCCUACGACACCAGCUCGGCCUCCAUCGCUGCCGCCCCUGCCACUGCUCCCCCCACUGACGCCAUCCGGGCGGGACCCCCAGCAGGCCCCAGGGCCCGCCCGGCACUCAAGGGCUCUGCGCCUCGAGUCCCGAGCCAGCAUGCAGCCCUCCGAGGAGCCCACCAAUCCGUGA
Neomonachus schauinslandi (Hawaiian monk seal) is the source of this 2964-nucleotide messenger RNA. RefSeq names its product chromosome 5 C16orf96 homolog (gene C5H16orf96). The record is from RefSeq and is a predicted model, not a curated record. The coding region runs from base 1 to 2964 and encodes 987 amino acids. The transcript is spliced from 17 exons. Lineage: Eukaryota; Metazoa; Chordata; Mammalia; Carnivora; Phocidae.